Fusarium poae is the source of this 1602-nucleotide messenger RNA. RefSeq lists its product as uncharacterized. The record is from RefSeq and is a predicted model, not a curated record. The coding region runs from base 1 to 1602 and encodes 533 amino acids. The transcript has 2 exons. Gene Ontology annotation, molecular function: FAD binding; oxidoreductase activity. NCBI's taxonomy places the organism in Eukaryota, Fungi, Ascomycota, Sordariomycetes, Hypocreales, Nectriaceae.
AUGCCAGGUCUUGUAAGCGAGCGUACUUGGAGCGGUCUGGCAGACAUUCUGCCUGAAGGACAGGUCCUGCUACCAGGAACAGAAGCAUAUGAGAAAGCUGUUUUUGUUGGCAACUUAAGCUAUCGCUACACCAACCCAGCUGUCGUUGUCCAGGCUAUGUCAGUCGAAGAUGUCAGAUCUACCGUCACGUUCGCCAAGCAAAAUGAGAUCAAGCUCACUGCUAAGAGUGGUGGCCACUCCUUCAUGGGGUAUUGUCUCAACGAAGGCGGAAUUGUUCUUGACAUGAGUCAGAUGAAAGGAUGUCAUGUUGACUCCGAGAAUAUGACCAUUGAUAUGCAAGGCGGACUUCUCUGGGAAGAUGUCUACAACAAGCACUUACAGGAUAAGCGAGACAUUGUCAUCGGUGGACAGUGCGCUUCUAUUGGUGUCAGCGGCUUCACGCUUGGUGGGGGCAUUAGCCCUUUCUCGCGUAGCUAUGGACUCGGCUGUGACAAUCUGCUCGAGAUGACCAUCGUCACAGCGAGCGGCGAUUUAGUCACGGUGUCGAGAGACGACAAAGACCAAAAGAAACGCGAUCUCUUCUGGGCUCUUUGUGGCGGAGGCGGCGGGAACCUCGGUGUCACUGUCUCGAUGAAGUCCAAGUUGCACAAGCUUAGAGAUCAAGAAGGCAAGGUCGUGUCUGGUCAGCUCACAUGGAACCUUCCACAGCAACAGGAAGCUUUCGAUCAGGCCAUGCAGACUUUCAACUCCAACAGGUGCCCUUCUGAGUUGGCAAUCGAUGCCUUUUGGUCACACGGACCGAACAAGCAGCUCACUGGUGGGAUGGCAGUCAUCUACAACGGCUGUGUGGAGAAGGCACAGGAAGUCCUCAAGCCAAUCCUUGCCCAGGGACCUAUUACCAACACCCUGCAAGAGAUGUCUUGGACCGAUUGUGUCGAGAAAUCCGAGGGCUGGGAUGCUGAAAGCAAGGUCUAUCACCACCAUGCGUCAUUCAUAUUCGCUGAAGGAGCCAUCACUCCGGAACUCACUUCCACCGUUGCGGGCCUUGUCAAGGAAGCCGCAGAUGUCGUCGGCGUCACAGAAGAGAACAAGGUCAACCAGCCGAACUGUCACUUUUCAUGGAGUCACAUUGGUGCCAAGACUGAAGAGAUUCCUGCCGAAGAUACAGCAUUCUAUUGGCGUGAUGGCCACUACGUCGCUACCUUCAAGGCGCAGUGGACAGACAAGAACAAGCGUGACAAUGUCAUGAACUUUAUGGCAAAGUGUCAAGCCAAAUUGUCAUCCUUUGCCAUUGAACAAAAGGCCGCCUAUGUAAAUUAUAUCGACGGCACAGUUCAGAACUGGCAGGAAGCGUAUUAUGGAGAGAACUACUCUCGUCUGCAAAAGGUCAAGGCGGAGUGGGAUUCUGACGACUUCUUCAAUCACCAGCAGUCUAUCAAGCCAGUUAGUCUUGACACCCUCGCGAUCUCAUACAGCAAGGAAGUUCUUGAGAAGGCUCAGCUUCAACAGAUGGAGAUUUGGUGGGAGGAUAGCGUGUUUACUGUCGCGGGAGCACCUUGGCACGCCCAAGGUGGACCAAUCGCUGUGCUCGCGAGAUGCUGA